AUGGUGCGACGAAAAUUUCGGCUGCUAGUUCUUCUAGCGAGCGUCUGGCUUUUUGGUGUUAUUGUCUAUAAUUUCGGAUGGAAUCACCAGAGUGUCAGCAGCAGUCAUCGGAACAUACUGUUAAGCCGAAAUGAGUUUUUGCCACAUAAUAAUGACCAGAAAUCACUACAGCAAUAUAUCCACCAGCCAGAGAAAGAUUGGAGGGGCAUUAAAAAACAUAAACUUUCUGUUGUUUCUGCUGAACAAAAACAGGUUGUAACGGAAACUAGAAAAGACCAUAUCCUACAAGAUGAUGAUAAAGCUGGGGACAUUCCUUGGCAAGAGUUUGAUUCUCAAAAAUAUAUUAGCAAGCAGCAGCUGCAGUCUGGCAUGGAUGCAUAUGAGAAAAAUAAAUUUAAUCAAAUAGCAAGUGACAAAACUGCAAGUGAUCGUAAUGUUCCUGACACAAGGCAUCCAGAUUGUAGGACAAGGUCUUGGAGUUCAGACCUUCCAGACACAUCAGUAAUUAUCACAUUUCACAAUGAAGCCAGGUCAGCAUUGUUCAGAACUAUAGUCAGUGUCUUCCGAAAGAGUCCUGCACAUUUGAUACGAGAAAUCAUCCUCGUUGAUGACUUCAGUGAUGACCCUACUGAUGGGACAGAACUGGAAGUCAUAAAGAAAGUGAUCGUUCUGAGAAAUGAUAAACGUCAAGGUCUUAUUAGGUCUAGGGUGAAAGGAGCUGAAGCAGCCAAGGGCAAAGUUCUAACUUUUCUGGACAGUCACUGUGAGUGUAAUGAGAACUGGCUCGAACCCUUACUUGAAAGAGUUGCUGAGAACAGAAAGAAUGUUGUCAGUCCCAUCAUAGAUGUAAUCAGCAUGGACAACUUUGACUAUAUAGGAGCAUCAGCUGAUCUUAAAGGGGGUUUUGACUGGAACCUGGUGUUUAAGUGGGAUUACAUGACCCCUGAAGAAAGAAAUAGAAGACGACAUAAACCUGUGUCACCAAUCAAAACACCAAUGAUAGCAGGUGGUCUCUUCUCCAUAGAUAAAUCUUGGUUCAAUGAGGUUGGCCAGUAUGACCUUCAGAUGGAUGUGUGGGGAGGAGAAAACUUGG
This is a messenger RNA of Candidula unifasciata, 1093 nucleotides long. NCBI's taxonomy places the organism in Eukaryota, Metazoa, Mollusca, Gastropoda, Stylommatophora, Geomitridae. The record is from the annotation of a GenBank genome assembly.